Molecule: messenger RNA, 1576 nt
Organism: Portunus trituberculatus (swimming crab)
Lineage: Eukaryota; Metazoa; Arthropoda; Malacostraca; Decapoda; Portunidae
Product: protein-L-histidine N-pros-methyltransferase-like
Exons: 5
Coding region: 357-1505 (382 amino acids)
Molecular function (GO): protein-L-histidine N-pros-methyltransferase activity
Source: RefSeq, a predicted model, not a curated record
UCCGCCAGAUGCCCUCAGCGUACAGUAAACAACGCCAUCUUCCGCAGGGCCCGUUAUUUUAAGUGCAUAUUACGGUGUUAUUUCUGCAUAAUUUGUUUAUCUGACGUGUUUUCCCUGAUCUACGAGUGUUUGGCCACCUAGGGAGGUGCUGUGGACAGAGGUAAACCAUUGGAAGGGUGUGAAAAUUAGCCAGGAGGAGGCCGUUGCUAAGCAGCUGUCGGCCCACACACCUGCUCCCGUGACAGUGUUCAGGACAUUUAGUGGAUUUAACCUAACUCUAACACUGAAUUCUGUACUGCUUGACAUUCCCGGACGUUCUGUGGUACCUCACGCUGGUGGUGGAGUGGGUAUCUUGGAUGAGUGCCGGGCUGGAGUGGCGGAUCGUGGUGUGUUUGUUGGCGGCGGCGGUCGGCAUGAGUGAGGCGCGGGGAGGGCCGUACUUAAGGUCGAAUUUAGCGCGCGCUAUGUACAACCGAAUGCUCUCUGAUGAACGCCUGCGCAAUAUGAACAUGUCCAAGAUGUACGAGGUGGACGAAUUGGCGUUGACGGACGAGGUGAGAAGGAAGUUUAUGCCUCUCUCCGUGGACGAGGACACGCACCAAUUCCUCAGCAACUGCUUCGAACAGUCUGAGUGGCUGGUGACGCAGGUGUGGCACAGCAUCGCCAAGGCUUUUCUCGGCCUCUUCAUGACGCAGACUUCUAUUAACGGACUGCUGAACCGUGGCCGCAUGUUUGUAUGGUCAGAGGCUCAGGCACGCUUGCUGUUGGGAGCACCGCCUCGCCGCUUCUCCACUGACGCUGAGGACAACACUGACGCUAAGGACAAAGGAGAGGAGCGCCACGAGGGUCACUUGUCCCGUCAAGACGAUGUGGAGGUUGCUGAGGGCGGAGCAGAAAGAGAGUUAUGGGUGGGAGAUAAAUUACUGGAUCUCGGCGCCGGGGAUGGGUACGUCACCCAGGUGCUGGAGCCCGGCGUGCGCCAAGUGUACGCCACGGAGACCUCCAGCGUCAUGAGGAAGCGGCUGAGGGAGAGAGGCUACAGGGUCCUGGACGCCUGGGAAUGGGCUCAAGAAUCAGGAGAAAUAGAGUACGAUGUGGUAACGUGCCUGAAUCUCCUGGACCGCUGCGACACUCCCCGCUCCCUCCUGCGAGAGAUUCACGCUAAGCUUACCCCUAGCGGCACUCUGGUGGUGGCCCUCGUCUUGCCCUUCAACCCUUACGUGGAAACAGGGACAGCAGAUAACCUUCCUUCAGAGGAGCUUGGUAUUGCUGGCUCAACACUGGAGGAGCAAGUCAACUGUCUGGCUACCCAUGUGUUCCCCAGUCUCGGCUACACCCUGACACGCUGGUCUCGUCUCCCCUACCUGUGUGAGGGUGACCUGGACCAGGCCUUCUACUGGCUCUCUGAUGUGGUUCUGGUCUUCAGAAAGACUGGUCUGUAUGACGAGACGGAUGAAGAAGAGGAGUUUUCUGAUGCACUAGAGAAUAUCAAGGUUGAGCUGUGAUGGGUAUAUUUGAUACAAUGUGUACUACUACAAUAAUACUUGUUUCUUUAAUAAAAAAAUCUGAAUUGUAA